Molecule: messenger RNA, 648 nt
Organism: Fusarium redolens
Lineage: Eukaryota; Fungi; Ascomycota; Sordariomycetes; Hypocreales; Nectriaceae
Exons: 1
Coding region: 1-633 (210 amino acids)
Molecular function (GO): RNA nuclease activity
Source: RefSeq, a predicted model, not a curated record
AUGAUAAUCGAUGCCAUGGAUCUUCUGUACUCCAAAAAUUUUGAUAGCUUCUGUAUUGUCUCGAGUGACAGCGACUUCACUCGACUCGCUUCACGGAUUCGCGAAUCUGGUCUCGUCGUUUAUGGCUGUGGAGAGCGCAAGUCUCCCAAAGCAUUCGUUACAGCUUGCGAUAGGUUCAUUUACGUCGAAAAUCUUAUGCCAACAACAAAAUCUGCGCGACCAGUUGGCUCAGAUGGGCCAUCUAGCGCAGCAGGGCUAUCCGCGUCGUCAAGCUCCCUUCCGGUCCACACAUUGCUGGCUAAGCGGAAAAGGGUCGAAAGUAGAUUGGAAAAGGAGGCGUCUAUUGACGCCCAAGCUGUUAGUUCUUUGACGAUUGAAACUCGGGAGGUUAAUGAGGAGGUAAUUGACUUACUGUGGGAAGCCGUUGAAGUAGCAGCAGAUGAAGAGGGAUGGGCCGUUCUUUCGAAGGUCGGGUCUCUUAUUACGAAAUGGCAUCUAGAUUUUGACUCUCGCACCUACGGAUUCAGAAAGCUAAAGGAGCUACUGGCAUCCACCUCCCUCUUCGAAUUUACCCACCGCAGCCCUAGACUAGGAAAGCCAGAGCUAGCAUAUGCACGUUGCAGUGUUGAAUAAUGGGAAGCCCGUCUA